AUGCUCCCGACCUCCCUCGUCUGGAUCUUCUCGCUCUGCUUGCUAAGCGGGGCGCUCGCAGCGGAGUCAUUUUACAAGAUAUUAGGCGUUGGGCGGGACGCAUCAGAAUCUGAGCUCAAGAAGGCUUACAGGAAACUGUCCAAAAAAUAUCAUCCGGACAUCAAUCCCGACGAGGCGGCUCAUGAGCGCUUCAUUGAGGUGUCCAAGGCGUAUGAGGUGCUCUCAGAUGAUGAGCGGAGAAAAAUAUACGACCGACAUGGCGAGGAAGGGCUGAAGCAGCACGAGGCGCAGAAGCAGGCUGGGCGUAACGAUCCAUUUGCGCGGUUCUUCGGCGGAGGUGGUAAUGAAGUCCAAAGAGGACCAGGGAUGAUAACGAAUCUUGAAGUCUCGCUAGCGGACAUGUAUACCGGCCGCACUGUCGAAUUCCAAAUACCUCGCAAGAUCAUAUGUCGAUACUGCCAUGGCUCAGGCGCACAGUCCGAAGGGGACAUCCACGAGUGUCGGACAUGUGGCGGAAGAGGGGUUGUCAUUCAGAGGCAUCAGGUCUUCCCCGGCAUGUUCUCCAACGUCCAAAUGACAUGUAAUCAAUGCGCAGGUAAAGGACGCCAAAUCACCCGCCCAUGUCCGACCUGCGCCGGCCAAAAAGUCGAGCAGAUCCAACAUGACCUCGCGGUACAUAUCCCAGCGGGCGCACCGGAGGGGUAUGAGGAGGUCUUCCAUGGCGAGGCGGACGAGUCGACAGACUGGGAGGCGGGAGACGUCAUGGUGAGGGUGCGGAGUCAGCGGCCUGUGGGUGGAUCAGGAGAAGGACGGGAAGGGGGUCAGUGGGGACGACACGAGAGCGGGAUUUUGGGCCGAGUGGUACUGGGCGUGGGAGAGGCUUUACUUGGGUUCGAGCGGAACUUGACACAUCUUGAUGGGAGAACUAUCACCGUUAAGCGGGACGGAACGACGCAGCCUGGGGAGGUCGAGGUGAUAGAAGGCGAAGGGAUGCCGGCUUUCCAGGAUGUUCCAGCUGGGGAUAUGUACAUCGAGUACUCGAUCGUUUUCCCGACCAAGAUAUCAGAUACGAAUCAAAAGAGAAUAGCAGACAUCUUUGGAGGAGCACCGGGAAGUCAGUUGCGGGACGAGUUGUGA
Messenger RNA from Dioszegia hungarica, 1137 nucleotides. RefSeq lists its product as uncharacterized. Gene Ontology annotation, biological process: protein refolding; response to heat. Lineage: Eukaryota; Fungi; Basidiomycota; Tremellomycetes; Tremellales; Bulleribasidiaceae. Gene Ontology annotation, molecular function: ATP binding; Hsp70 protein binding. The record is from RefSeq and is a predicted model, not a curated record. The transcript is spliced from 10 exons. The coding region runs from base 1 to 1137 and encodes 378 amino acids. Gene Ontology annotation, cellular component: cytoplasm.